AGCCAGGUCUGUAGGGGAGAAUGAGCCGAGUCGGAACCGGAGAAAGGCGACCCACCGAGCUGUAGUGGGAGGCAGUGAUUCCGUUUGACGUCCAGAUGGCAAUGGUUCCUCUUUUGAAUGGAAAAGAAAUUCGCCAUGUUUACAGAUGGAAUAUUGUGAUAUGGUGAAAUAUUUACACUUAUGAAUUAGUUUAUUGUCAGUGUCGUGGAGGUAUCUAACAUCUUUCAAGCUGGAUAGAUUACCCGAAUAUCUCCGCGAUACCGUGGACUGGUUUAUGGGAAAAGCCCGUCGCAAAGACAGAGAAUCUUCAUCAGUUUGUUCCGAAGAGCCAAAAUUUUACUUAGAAGAAGCUGUUUUAGAAAGAAAGUUACCGGAAGUAGAUUUAAAAAUUUUAGUCGAUUUACCAACAGGGCUAGACUAUAAUGAAUGGCUUGCCUCACACACAAUUGCGUUUUUCGACCACAUCAAUUUAGUUUAUGGAACUAUAUCGGAAUUUUGUACCAUGUCGGGCUGUCCAGAUAUGACAGGCCCCCAACUUAGAACUUAUUUAUGGUUCGAUGAAAAAGGGAAAAAAACUAGGGUAGCUGCGCCUCAAUAUAUAGAUUAUGUUAUGACAUUUACGCAAAAAACUAUAACAGAUGAAAAUAUAUUUCCUACAAAAUACGCAAAUGAAUUUCCGAAUUCUUUUGAAUCGAUCGUACGUAAAAUACUCCGCCUACUGUUCCAUGUAAUGGCACAUCUGUACCACUGCCAUUUCCGUGAAGUCGUACUUUUAAACCUUCACGCCCAUUUAAAUUGCCUCUUUGCACAUUUGAUACUGUUCAACGCAAGGUUCAAUUUAAUCGAUCCGCACGAGACUGAAAUACUUUCAGACCUUGUGACCGCUCUAAAACUUUUAGAAACUGACCAGGAACAACCGCAACAACAACAACCACAACAGGAAACUGUUCAACAACCAGUACCACCAGAGCAAAACAACGCUCAAUAGGCUGUGAAUACACUCUUGCACCAGCUGCUUGAUCUCUUUCCUUUAACUUUGUGUAUAGAGCUUGAAAAAAAAAAAAAAAAUUAAAAAAAAGAGUAAAAAGGAAAAAAAUUAUAUAUAAUGAAAAAGAGAAAAAAAAACCUUAGUAGUAUAGAGCUCUCAUAAGUCUUACCUUGGUUGUUUUAUCCAUCACGCACUCAAGGUGGACUUGUUAUGUACUUAAAUUGGGCUUCAUGUUAAGCUGUUGUUAAUUAUUUGUUAGUUAUGUAUACAUAAUGUACAUAGUGUAUAGAGACUGAAUGCUCCUUUGUGGUAAGUACAUAAGACACUGUUAAUUAUCUUGCCCUGACCGAAAAAAAUUGAGGCUGGUUUAAAAAAAAUUAACUUUUUUAAAAAAUAAAAUGACCAGCUAGUCAAGAGUAAUAUAUUAUAACACAUUUAAAGAGUACCAUAAAUGGCCUUCGGUCGAGGACAAACAAGUGUUAAAUCUGACAGAUAGUGUCCAAUCAAGGUCGAUAGAAAAUCACAAGAUUAGUCGGUUUGAUGAAAUGAACAAAUGAAGUGAUGACUUUUAAAAUGUAGUAUAUUUGUAGAAAUAUUGCUUUUAAAACAUUUUAAAAAUUGAAUUGACUCUCCCGAUAGAAAUAGAAAUAUUCCAAUUAAUAUACGGAGAUUUUAAUACUCUGCUUAAUUGUUUUUUUGUUUUCAUUUGGACGUUUUAAGCGUUUUAAAGCAUAAUGAAUUGUAAUGACAUUAGUGCCAACUUUUUGAAAUCUGCUUCAUUCAAUAGUUUUAUUAUUGAAACUAUGAAAGCCAGUGGCAUUGUAUUAACUUGUGGAUUCGCCUUGUAGACAUUUGUCCUUCUUAAAAAAGAUCUAGGAGGGGGGGUCGGCAUAAUAUUUUUAUAAUUUGACCGUUGUAAUUGUCCCUAACUUUUUUUUAAAUCAAUCUUGGAUCUUCUACCGACCUUGUUCAUUAAUGUUGUUUCCUUGUGAAUAUAACAUUUUCGUUUUUAAUUUUGCCCGUUUACAACAAAGUUUGUUUUUAAUUAACUUUAAAACACAGCACUUGUGGUGCACUUGUGAUGUGAAAUUGUGAUUUGUUAGAAAGUUUCUUGAACAAGAAAAAAAAUGCUUAAUUGGUUUUUAAAUGUAAUUUUAUUAACAAACAAAAAAUAAAUUAUUUGCUUUCUCCUUUUCUAUUUUAGAUCAAUAUUUUUGUGUGUUAUGUCCAAUAGACAGUAGUUUUAAUGUUUCCCUGCCAAAAACAAUGGUAAUUUAAUAUAAAAAAAGUUAAAAUUUUUACUCCCCCAACUUCAAAAAAGAAAAGAAAACAAUUUUUGUUUAUUUAGGAACAAAGUGGUAAUAAAAUAUUGUAUUAAGAGAAAAAACAAAAAACGAAUUAAAACUUAUUUUGCUUGUAAAGAACUAUUUUUGAAUGUCAUGUUUUUGUUUCUGAUACUUCUUAGGCUAGUGAUUAUUAAUUCCUUGGUUGUUUUGUUUUUACUUAUUUAAUUUUUAUCAGUUGACAAUAUACUAUCUGUGUAGUCACUGUGUACAUAUAUGUUAGUAAUGCUAGUUUAAUCUACACAAAACACAUUCACCUAGGAAGAAAAAAAAGAAUAAAAUAAACAAAUAGACUGCAAGAAAGCUAUAUCCUUAAUUUUAUGUAUAGAGAGUUAUUGAGGAAAAAUUUGAGUAAAAUAAAUAUUAUAUUCGUGA
Messenger RNA from Cimex lectularius (bed bug), 2706 nucleotides. It is a transcript of the gene Mob2, whose product is annotated as MOB kinase activator-like 2. The coding region runs from base 275 to 988 and encodes 237 amino acids. The transcript has 5 exons. Lineage: Eukaryota; Metazoa; Arthropoda; Insecta; Hemiptera; Cimicidae. Gene Ontology annotation, molecular function: protein kinase activator activity. Gene Ontology annotation, cellular component: cytoplasm; nucleus. The record is from RefSeq and is a predicted model, not a curated record. Gene Ontology annotation, biological process: positive regulation of protein phosphorylation; signal transduction.